AAUCAGCAGCCAGGCAGCCAGCACUGUUCAUUCAAGAGAGGCAGACCGCUCUGUAUUAGGGACAGAGUUAGGGCCACAGAAACGAUACUUGGGGACAGAGAAGCAUUACUCAGGGACACAGAAUUGUUAAUGAGGGCCACAGAAUCGUUACUUAGGGCCAAAGAAACGCUAGUUAGGGCCACAGAAUUGUUACUCAGGGACAGACAGAAUUGUUACUGAGUGCCAGAGAAUUGUUACUUAGGGCCACAGAAACGUUAGUUAGGGCCACAGAAUUGUUACUCAGGGACAGACACACAAUUGUUACUGAGGGCCACAGAAUUGUUACUUAGGGCCACAGAAACGUUACUCAGGGACACAGAAUUGUUACUGAGGGCCACAGAACUGUUACUUAGGGCCACAGAAACGUUAGGGCCACAGA
Messenger RNA from Staurois parvus, 418 nucleotides. NCBI's taxonomy places the organism in Eukaryota, Metazoa, Chordata, Amphibia, Anura, Ranidae. The record is from the annotation of a GenBank genome assembly.